This is a messenger RNA of Chaetomium strumarium, 3099 nucleotides long. RefSeq names its product fungal-specific transcription factor domain-containing protein. Gene Ontology annotation, molecular function: RNA polymerase II cis-regulatory region sequence-specific DNA binding; zinc ion binding; DNA-binding transcription factor activity, RNA polymerase II-specific. Gene Ontology annotation, cellular component: chromatin. The transcript has 3 exons. Gene Ontology annotation, biological process: DNA-templated transcription; regulation of transcription by RNA polymerase II. Bases 276 to 2780 code for a protein of 834 amino acids. NCBI's taxonomy places the organism in Eukaryota, Fungi, Ascomycota, Sordariomycetes, Sordariales, Chaetomiaceae. The record is from RefSeq and is a predicted model, not a curated record.
CAGACUCCCGCGAAGGCGGCACGGCAAGAGCACGAGACAUCGCAUCACCUAGAAUCCAUGGAGACGCAACAGGCGCCGCAGCCCCAGACCCGGGCUGCUGGGCCCGGCACAUACAAGCGCGCGAGCCGCAAAGGUGCACCGCGCCGCUUUGCUUGCGACUACCCAGGCUGUGAGAAGCUCUACUCGAGGGCUGAACAUCUCCAACGACACCAGUUGAACCGUGCGAUCAUCCACUAUCCACGCCAUCCGCUACUCUCUCUCGCCCGCGUUUGAGCAUGCCUAACGAAGCUGAUCUCCGUCCAGAUGCGCCAAAGGAGAUCUAUCGCUGCGACGUUGCUGGGUGCGAACAGAAGUUUGUGCGUGCGGACCUUUUAGCUCGCCAUCGCAAGCGGCAUUCGGCCUCAUAUGUCCCUCGAAACCGGUUGCCGAGUUUCAGUACUACGACGGAGUCUUCACCCACGGCCACGGCGAUAUCACCUGUUGCUGGCAACGAAGCUCGCCCAACCCUCGCACGGGUCCCGCAUGACGCCGCGAUCCUGCUAGUGCCAGAGACGCGUACCCAGCCACCCGUGUCCCUGCCGCAUCCUGCCCCGAACCCGGACCCCAGGAUGUCGCACCACCCGGGCUGGCAUCAUCCUCCGAUGCCCAACAUCGGGCCCUGCAACGCCAUCCGCCCUAAACAUGGGUACUACCCGCGCGAGGAUCAUCAGCGGGUUCCGGAACAGCACGCACCCGUGGCCUACGCCACCGCCGAGUUUCAGCACGACGAGAUGUCUCGCGAGUCCUUUGGCAUGUGGUUGUUCGAUCCGCACGCGCGGUAUCCUGAGUUUAGCGUCUCCCACUUGCCCUUCAUGGACGGCGGCCUCGAGUCGACACUCAACAAUAACAUCCACUACGACUACGAGUCCCUGACGAGCGGCCGGUCCCAGUUGGAUACGCCCACCCGGUUUGCCGAGACGGACGAGCUCAUCUCGGAGUUCCGGCGGCGGGAGAUCCUCCGAUGGUUCCAGGCCUUCCGCGAGAAGCAGCCCAAAGCCCAACCCCUCGUCGCGAACUUGGUGCACGACAGCAGCGGAGACAUCGCGGACCUGAACGUCGAGAUGAUGCGUGACUGUCUGCAGGAGUACUGGGACCGGGUGUCGCCCAGGCUCCCCAUCGUCCACCAGCCAACCUUCUCGUGCAACCGAUGUUCAAUUUUCCUUCUCAUGGUCAUGGUGGCCCUGGGUGCUGUCUCACUGCGCACAAGGGACUCGACCGGAAAUCUCGCCGACUAUGGAGGCUUUGCAGACGUGAUUAUCUUGGGCGUUAGAUUGGAGAUCCUGACCGCCGAGGAGGCACAGCCCCCAGUAUCUCUCUGGGUGUCGCAGGCCCUCCUGUUACUGGAGUUCUAUGAGAAGAUGUACUCGUCUCGACGACUUCACGAGCGAGCCAACAUCUACCAUACCGUGACGCUCACCCUACUUCGGCGAGGCAGCCCGCUCAUUGGCCGCUCCGGAAGCGAGUCGCCGCCCGAGGUACCGUCAGCUGAGCAUCCGCAGGGGGUAUCGCUCGAUUCCCACACGUGGUGGUGUCGAUGGGCCGAGACGGAAGCCAUUCACCGCGUCGUGUUUGCCGCUUUCAUGAUGGACAUCAUCCACGCGGCCAUGUUCGGACACGCAGCGGAUAUGGCGCCUUACGAGAUCCGACUGCCGCUUCCCUGCGACGACAACAUGUGGACAGCCUCGAAUCCGGAGACCGUGCGGCAGCUGGACCAGAACCUCCGCAUGUAUGGCAUCAGACCGAUAUCGUUCCUCGACGGGCUGAAGCGUGCUCUGCAUGGCAAGGAAGUCAAGACUCACUCGUUCGGGCGCAUGAUCAUCAUGUCUGGGCUCCUGAGUAUUGGCUGGCAUCUGAGCCACAGGGAGACACACCUCAAGUGGCUCGACCUGACCACGCCAUCCACCGAGAUGCACGAGGCGUGGAAGAAGAUGCUCUUGAGCGCCUUCGAUGACUGGAAGCACAGCUUUGACGCUGCGCAAGGUGCAGCGGGGAAUAAUCCGAGCCUUGGGGACGGGCCCGGCUCGAACGGACCAGUCCACAGCGCGGCGGUCAUCUAUCACCUGGCGCACAUCAGCUUGCACGUCGAUAUUAUCGACUGCCAGGUGUACGCCGGCGCGAAACGCUUGCUGGGCAGAAAGAUCUCGGUACGGGACCAAGCCAACGUUGUCGCGCGGAUGCCGGGGUGGGCCUCGCUGCCAUCGACGCGCCACGCCGUCCUGCACGCCUUCAGGCUGCUCCAUCGGGUCCUGGUCGAUCCCCGACGGAGCGCAAGUGCCGGCGACCGCGAGCGCCUGGAGAUCGGGCCGGGCGUAGUCAGCCUCCCCCCCAUCGAGGUUCACCAGUCCUACUCGUGCCGCACCGAGCCCGACCCGCACCGGCCCUGGGUCAUGUACUACGCCGCGCUGAGCAUCUGGUCCUUUGUGCAGGCCAUCAACAACCGGCCGGACUCGUUGCAGGAACCACCACCACCACCCGUUAGCCACUACUCGGCUGCCGGUCCGUUCCGGCCGGCCAAGCUUUCUCUGCCCCAUGUAAACUAUCGGCGCGUGGCGGCCUACCUCUCCAACAUUGCCAACCUGCCAGAGCUGACCGAGAAGGUUGCGCUGAGCCUGGGCGACGGCCUGCCGGACUUGUUGGACGCUCUGCGGUCUGUCUUUGCUGAGGCGGAUUCUGAGCUGCUGCAGGAGGCGCAGGAGAGGCUGAGGGUGUGUAAGGAGAUGCUGAGCGCAGCGGCGGGGUGAAGUGUCGUGGGUCGAUUGUGCACCGGCUUUGAGUGCAUCGGCUCAACAUUUGGGAACAUAAGCAGUCCGCUUUCUGCGGAUGUCGGAAACCCCGUAGCCCCCACCUUAGCUGGCUGUUUCCGACCCUAUCUCCAACGACGGCAGUGUGCGGUUCGACACGUCCGCGUCAGUACAACCGAGUUACAGGCCCUCACAGCUUGAAGUAUCCCUUCCACAGCCUCUUCAAGUGGCCCUUCGGAUCGUAUUUCCUAGCCACACUCCUCAACCUGGCCUGGUUCUGCGCCCCGUAACCAGCAUACACAUCCUGCGUUUUCCCCGC